This is a messenger RNA of Nomia melanderi (Alkali bee), 2280 nucleotides long. The record is from RefSeq and is a predicted model, not a curated record. Lineage: Eukaryota; Metazoa; Arthropoda; Insecta; Hymenoptera; Halictidae.
UUAUCAGUUUGUCAACUCAGGUGUUUAAUUGCAUCGGGCGUUAACGAGGCGGGAGAAUGACUGGGAGAUGUGAUUCUGCAAGUGAAAUAUCAUUCUGUACACGAGGUUCAUAUAAAUAAAUAAAUAAAUCGAAUUUCAUAGCAAAUAUCCCAGAGAAAAUGAGUCUAAAGUACACCUAACAAUCUACGACAGAUAAACAAUGUAAAUUUACAUUUGCAUAGGUUGCACGGAGAUCGUUCUGAACACAGUGAUUCGUGGGUCCGGUUGGUAUAUCGAAGGCAGAAGAACAGCUACAAACUUCACGUAUGUUGGAAGAACGAUACAAGUCAGCAAGUGAUCCAAAGUGGACUGUAUCUGUGGACAGUUAAAGGGGGUGUGCAGCCCCGGUUACUUGUACGCGAAUCUGAUUAUUAUAUUUGACAAUAAACUUUAAUUUGUACUAUAUGAAUUGGAAAUAACACGUUACCAAUAUGGGAGGAUUACUCAGUUAUUUUCGUAAUUUGCUUGGCAGCCGGGAAAUGAGAAUUUUAAUUCUUGGCCUGGACGGAGCUGGGAAAACUACGAUCUUAUACAGAUUGCAGGUAGGCGAAGUGGUUACAACGAUACCGACUAUAGGGUUUAACGUAGAGCAAGUUACAUACAAAAAUCUAAAGUUUCAAGUGUGGGACCUCGGAGGACAAACUAGUAUACGACCAUAUUGGAGGUGUUACUACUCAAACACUGAUGCAAUAAUUUAUGUCGUGGAUUCAGCAGAUAAAGAUAGAAUAGGCAUAUCAAAAGAUGAAUUAAUUCACAUGUUGAGAGAGGAAGAAUUGCAAGGUGCCAUCCUGGUAGUCCUAGCAAACAAGCAAGAUAUGACUGGUUGUUUAAGCGUUGCAGAGGUUCAUCAGGCCCUUGGAUUAGAUGCCCUGAAAAAUAGAACGUUCCAAAUCUUUAAAACAUCCGCGACGAAAGGUGAAGGGCUUGAUCAAGCGAUGGACUGGCUGUCAAACGCACUGCAAAGUAGAAAAUGAUUAUGAUUAUUAAAGAAUUUUUUUACCCAAGCCUUACUGAGAAGACUAGUCACACGACUGUCAUUUUGAAUGACCCACGCGGAGCUGGGCGCCUCAUAUGUUUAUUUAUUGUAUUUUAAAUAGCCUUACAAUUUCCAUUGAAAAUCUAUUCUAAGAUUGAUCAUACUUUUCAUAAUGUGAAACACAAUAAAAGCGAACCAAAAGUUUUAUCUUUCUUACGUAAUUUAAAAUGUAAUAAAAACUAGAAAAUCUUUUGAUUUGAAUACUUUUUUCUCUGUAUCGGUAUGUAACAUUUUAUCGCUACUACGAUUCAUCUUUUAUCAUCUUUUAUACCGCGAAAGUAAUCAGGGGGUUUUGUUAUAACGCAAAGCAAUAUAAUACAACAAUUUCAACAAAUUUUUAAUAAUGAAAAAAAAAAGUCUAUAAAUGCAAGUGUGCUACCAUAAUUAGUAACGAGAAACAUAGUGUAUAUUGGUAUAAAUAUAACACUUUUACUAUUAACACUAAUCAAGGCUAUCAUUUGUAGAAAUUUCAGUGAAAUUGGAAAUCGUUUGAUGUGUCAAUAUUUUGACAUAGUGUGUGAAUAAUUAUGUACAUAUAUAUGUAACUGGUUUAAUUUCAUUUAUAUAAUAUAAGACCCUGAAAUGUAAAAAAUUCUUUUAUAUAAAUCGAAAUACCAUAGAAACGAAGAAACACGAUUUAAAAUUGAAACACGAUAUUGUGAAUAAUGUUUAUGAAUUUGUUAUACUGAUUUUAAGAAUAGAAACUAAUGCUGCCCCAUAGAAAUGAAGUUAAUAUUCUGACACGCAUUCAUUUGAAAAUAAUUUCCCAUCAAAAUAAAACAUUGUCAAUUUCUGUUGAAACUGAAACCAUAUGUAAUCUUAAUUAUUUCAGUUUAUAUACCAAAUAAUAAUAAAUAAUAUUUAAGUAUAUUGAUCACAUGCAAUUACCGAACAGUGUAUUGGAGAUUUGAUAAUUUAUGUAUUUAAAGUAAAUAUAGAUACCGUUUCAUAAUCAAUGUUCCAAGCAUCAAUUGUAUUUGACCAGCCAUUUCAAUUAUUUAAAGAAACAAGGUAUAUAUAUACAUAUACAUAUAGAAUAGACAUAUACAUCGCGCAGAAACGUUCUAUCAAUAAUCUGUACAAAUUCUUAUAAACAAAUUACAUAUUUUAUGAAAAUUUUGAUAUAUCCGAUACUCUUAUUUAAUAUUGUACAUGUUCAUUGUAUUCAAAUGUAGAGAAAUAAAAAAUCGCAGUCAAUAUUUUUC